AGCUGGACUGAUCGUGUUUACCGGAGGCUGAGUUUGAGUCAGAGGAGCGCAGCUUCGAUCCGAUGAGUCCGGAGAGGCCGCCCGAGCAGCGGGGACCGCGGUGAGGCGCACCGGGACCGGCACCGGGACCGGGACUGGGACUGGGACUGGGACACAGCGCGCGGCGCAGCGCAGCGCAGCAGCGCUCUCCGAGGGCGCACCGGCGGCGGGACGCACACCGAGGUUUCCACUUCCUGUGACAUCAUCACAUCAUGCCUGAAGGGUCACGGCGCGGCAGCCAGAGAUCGUCCAGUAACGCAGCGGCAAGGCGUCCGUCCUCCGUCUCUUCUCUGAGUGGGAUUGUGGGUAGGAUGAUGUCGUCCGGCGAGCGAGGAGCCUCGUCGUCCUCCUGCACCUCCGUCAACACCGUCUGCUCGGACGGCGAGCGUCCCGCCUCCCUGUCCCUGUCCUCCUCGGCCUCCUCCGUGUCCCUGCAGGACGCCUCCCACUCCUCCUCAUCGUCCUCCUCCUCGUCCUCGUCCUCGCUCCCGUACGGCGCCGUGCCAACCUACAAUGCGUCGUCGUCCUCCACGCCAAAGAGGAAUGGCUCGGACAUCAGCCUGGACCUCACUCCGCUCGUCACGCCGCAUGGAGGAGCAGGAGGAGGAGGAGGAGGAGGAAGAGGAGGUGGUGCUGCUAAUGCUACAGGAGGACGACAGGCUUCUCUGGACAGCUCAACGGCGGCGGCGGCGGCGGCCACGCCCCGGCAGCUGUCGCGCCUGGAGCGAGUGGCUCUGGAGAUCGUGGAGACGGAACAGGCCUACGUCAGAGACCUGAAGAGCAUCGUGGAGGACUACCUGGGCUGCAUCAUUGACUGCGGCGCUCUGCCUCUCAAACCAGAGCAGGUCAGCGCUCUGUUCUGCAACAUCGAGGACAUCUACGAGUUCAACAGUGAUCUGCUGGAGGACUUAGAGAGGAGUCCUCACGCUGCCGCCAUCGCAGAGUGCUUCGUAGAGCGGAGUGAAGCCUUUGACAUCUAUACGCUGUACUGCAUGAACUACCCAAACUCGGUGGCAGUACUGAGGGAGUGCAUGAAGAACGAGACUCUGGUUCGUUUCUUCCAGGAGAGACAAGCGACUCUGAACCACUCGUUACCUCUGGAGACGUACCUGCUCAAGCCUGUGCAGAGGAUCCUCAAAUACCACCUGUUACUGCAGGAACUGUCCAAGCACUCGGACAAGAGCGGCCCCGGGUACGAGGUGGUGGAGGACGCCAUCAUCACCAUGACGGCGGUGGCCUGGUACAUCAACGACAUGAAGAGGAAGCAGGAGCACGCCGUGCGGCUGCAGGAGAUCGAGUCCCUGCUGGUGAACUGGAGCGGGCCGGACCUCAGCGGCUUCGGGGAGCUGGUUCUGGAAGGUUCCUUCAAGGUCCAGAGGGUUAAGAAGGAGCGGGCGUUCUUCCUCUUCGACAAGAUGCUGCUGAUCGCCAAGAAGCGGCUGGAACAGUUCGUCUACAGCACGCACAUAUUCUGUUGUAACCUGCUGCUGGUGGAGACGCUGAAAGACCCGCUGUGCUUCAGAGUGUCUGACCAGACCAUCCCCAAACAGCAGCAUGUGGUCCAGACCAAAAACCAGGAGGAGAAACGUCUGUGGGUCCAUUACCUCAAGAUGCUGAUCGUGGAAAACCAUCCGGCCUCACUGCCACAGAAGGCCAGGCAGGUCCUGGGAGACACCUUCUGUCAGUCUCCUCAGUUUGACGAACACCUGAAGAAACCAUCGGCUUUGCCGCGCCUGGACGAUGUUGUCGGUCACCACCGAGGAAGACGACAGUCAGAGCCUCCGGAGCUGCUCAUGUACACGCCUGAGAAGUCCAGGAAGAGUCUACCGCUGCUGCUGGACGGAAACCUGCCGUACCGCCGCAGCAGGAGGCGCUCAGCUCCAGCCAAAGACAUAGAAGCGGCCUUCCGUCCAAACGCUCUGAAGCAGGCGGGCAGCGACGGCGAGCUGUGUCCCGCCGACAGCCUGGGCUCGGCCGGCAGCAGCAGCACGCUGGCGUCCUCCGUCAUCGAGGUGGAGGUGGAGAGGAGCGAGUCCAGCCUGACGCCACAGCUGAAGAUGAACCCGGAGGGAGAGGAGGAAGAGGAUGAAGAGGAGCUGACCCCCCUCAGCCCUCCUCCAACUCUCUCCAUCACAGAGGAGAUCCUGGAGUUCAUCAACCAGAGCAGAGCGAGGGAGGGACUCGGCGCCAUCCAGGCAGACGCCGUGGAGCAAGUCCAGGAGCAGCCUGAAGACAAUCCACCUCCAUCGAACUUCACCUGCCCAUUGCCACCCCUUACCUGCCCCUCCACCGCAGAGCAAGCCCCAGCAAUACAGGAACCAGAGAGCGCUGCCACCGUCCAGGGUCAAAGCAGCGAAACUGACACCAUGACACAGGAAGUCCAAGAAACGGGAGAAACAGGAAGUGAAGAGGAAAACGGAACAGAGGUGCAGCAGGGAACACAAGAAGUAUUGGAGACACAAGAAGAGGAGGAGAAAGAAAGUGAUGAUCCAUCAGAACGCAGCAUCCUCACAACCCCGACAUCAGAUCUGCAUCCUUUCAUCUCAGUGGAGGAAGAGAAGGAGGGAAACCCCGAGCCCUCCCCCCUGAAGCCAGAGGUCAUCAGCCAGCCUGUCCAGAGGCGCCAGCCGCCGACCAGACGCUCCCACCUCACGAAGAGGGACAAGAAGAUCAUCGAGAAGAUCAGGAGCUACUACGAGGCCGCAGCCGAAGCCGAGGAAGACGAGGCAGAGGUGGAGGAGGAAGAGGAGGGGGAGGGGGAAGAGGUCCCACGGAGGAGAGACAGCUUCUCACAAAUCCCCUCAGGCCUGGUUAAAGACUCGGUGUCUCGCUUUGACUCGGGCGAACCCCAGGGGAAGCCAGAGAGUGAAUCAUCCAACAUAGAUGACAAAGGAGUGGAUGACCCGAUCUGUUCUGCGCCUCCAGAACCAUCAGAGCCGGCGAGUGACGUACUGGUAGAUGAACCCAUCAGCCCGGAUUCAGAGGCAGAGAGACCAGCUGAAACACCAACCGUCAGCGUGGUCCGAGACGAGGAAACACCCGAUCAGGCUGGUCUGAAUCUGCAAUCAAACGGAGAUGAAGCAGAGGCUGAGGAGACACAUGGGAGCAUCAGCAAAGACUCAUCAGUGGAGGAUCCGGAGGACAAUUCGACGGUUCUAGAAGCUGAAGACCAAAGAGGAAACACAGCAGAUCCAUCUGAACAAGACCAGAGCAAAUGCAGGGACGAAGCACCGAAAGCUGGAGACCAGGCGGUCAGCCCAACAGAGCCACACAGAGGCCAGAAAGAACCUUCUGAGACCAGAACCAAAAGCAGGGAUCUCUCCAAGACCAGCGGGAACCUGGAGGGUCUUCCUAGCCAGAUAAAAGUGGGCCGGUGGUCUCGCCACUCCCGGAUUGUCUCCGCUAACCGUGUCUUGUUUGAGAGCAUGGGAUCGGACGUAUCCGGUAUCGGGUUAUUCGAAACGAGCCCCACAGUGGACCCUGUUCUGAUGGAGAACUCAGAGCGGAUCCUCAGCAAAGUUCAGACAUUGGCCCAGAUGUACAGCGCCAAAGCCAGCACCAUGAAAGUACCACUGCACCAGAAACUGGCUGGAAGUGUUCGAAACCAGUCCUGGCUCUCAGCCAGACCCUCAAGUCAGGUCCAGACCAGAGGCCAGAAACAGCAGCACUCUCAGGUUCAAACUCAGAGUCCAGCUCAGAACCAGAUUACAGUGGAAGUCCGUCAGUCUGAGACCUUCACAGAGACCGGAGAUGGAGCCCACACUGGACCCCAAACCAAAGCUCAGAGUCCGACCAGGACUCACAGCCAGUACCAGAGACAGGCCAGGACCUACAGCCCGUGCCCGAGCCAGACCAGGACCCUGGAGGGCCAGAAGGUCCAGGAAGCUCCGAUGAUAAAGAGAGCAGAGAGCCAGUCGGAGGAUUUACAGAAGUCUGUGACGACACCCUGUGAGCCGCUGCUGUUCGGUCAUCUGCUGGUCAAAGAGCAGCUGACGUCUCACCACCAGACCAAUGGACCUGUCCUCUCCAGACCCAGGGACUUCAUCUCUGCCUUGACCAAAGAGAGUGAUCCCAGCGUGGGUGAAAACCUCCAGAGUUCCUCCCCGGGAGAUCCGCUGUCUGAGCUCAGAAGCCAGUCUUCUGUCAACGGCGGUGACCCCCAGGGCCCCUCAGGCCAGACGUCCUCAGAUCCCACAGCAUCCAUCACCUUCAGGACACCAACUGAAGACCAGAGCUUUGGUUUGUGCUGCUCUGCCAGUAACAUGCUGCUCCUCUCCACCGUGGCUGUGGGGUGUGGAGCCCCUGAAGACCAGAUUCAAAACAGAGAUUCAACUAAUGCAGCCCACAGAACAGAAAGGUUGGAAGAGAACGCCGGACGCCAUCUUUACUCCGUCAGAGAAGACUUCACGUCUGUAAAUGUUGUUAGUGAGCCGACUCAGUCGGAGUCUGUUCAAAACAUCCUGCAGAGAAAAGUUUCCAGAGAUGGAGAGGAAGAGGACGGAUGGCGGCCGGACGCACCAACUGCAGAAUAUCCAGGACGCCUACACCUCCCAGGACUAAGAGAUGUGUCAGGCGAUCCUGAAUACUCACCUCCCGAAGACCUCCUGAAGACCUCCAGCUCCCUGCUGCUGCAGCCGGGGCCGAGCAGGGAGCAGCUGGAGGUGCUCUGCCUGCCUGAGGGGGGCGCCGCCACGCUGGAGAUCUCCUGGAGCCUGAACGACCAAGUGAAAGGAGCAGGAGAUGACGCGGCGCCUCUUCCAUGGUCUUCAGAGCCUAGCUCCACCCAAUCGAGGCCUCCGUCCGUUCGGACCGUCGACCGACUCCCAACGUUCACCAGCCAGAGGCCCACUGACCUGCCGACGGCGCCGGGACAGCGAGCUCCGCCUGACUGCUGGGCUGUUGGCUCCACCCGGCAGGGUCAGAGGGAAGGGGAGGACUUCAGCCUGAAUAUCUCUGGAGCCUCUGGCUUGGUGAACCUGCCCGACACGACCGCUGCUCCUCCCACAUCCUCCGCCUUCAAACCCAGGCAGCGGUCACCUUCUCCUCUGAGAGCUCCUCCCACUUCCUCGCCCUCACCGUGCCCCUCCCCCUCCCCCUCCCCCUCCUGGUCCAUGCGGACACCUCCGUGCUCCUCGCCCUUCAGGGUCAUUCCGGCGUCCUCUCCGGUCCUUCUGUCUCGGGGAGGUUUCACCUCUCCGGUGACAGCCCUGCAGGCCCUCUCCUGUUUAUCUCCCCCACCUCCUCCGGGCAGGGCGUCCUCCACCAGAGCGCCUCCUCCGCCCUCUCCCACUCCGUCCUCCUCCCUCCGUUCUCCUCCGUGUUCGUCCCCCGUCGCUUCAUCUUCUGCUUUCACCAGAUCUUUAGCUGCCUCCUGCAUCAGCCAGUCCAUCAGUCAGAGUAUGUCCAAAAACAAGCAACAGGCUCCGCCCACAAAUGCUCCCGCUCCGCCUUUACCGUCCACUCACCUGUGGCGGUGCUCCCCCUCUCUGAAACCCGCUGCCAGUCAGCAAGGCACCAGCACAGCGGCGUUCGGAUCCACGAAGGAUGGGCAGCAGCCUCCAAGGCAUCCCUCAUUUCCCCCCCGGUCCUCGCCGUCCCCCCUGUUCUCCCAGCGGCCCCCCUCUCCAUCCAGCGGUCGGGCCAGCCACCACCCUCCUCCAUCCCCUCGUCCCUCAUCCUUCCUUCACUCCAAACUGGAUUCAUUACAGAAUGCAAACAACAACAACUCUGCUGCGUUCCCCUCUGCGCUCGCCAGCAGCGUUCCCGGCGUGGCGGUGAACGGGGGAUGGCCGGGAGGCCCACAGAGAGCGCCGCUCACUAACGGGGACAUAAAGCAGCAAACCCACGACCCUGUCUGGCCCGGAUCCCACAACCGUGUGGCUCGACCUUUCUCCGCGUCCGAACCCAACUCCCGAGUUCAGUCCCCGUCACCGUCCCCAGUCCCCGCCUCCUCCACCCGCCUCUGCUCUCCGCCCCCGCAGCACAACUACUCCUCCCCCAUGGCCAACAAGCCGCCGCACCCUCGGAGCGCCCGGGCGGGAGGCGCCGGCUGCCAGAACCCGCUGGGUCUCACUGUGGAACUGCCCAGGACUCCUUCGUUGUCCCUGAGCCCGCAGAUCCUCUCACCGCCGCCGAUCGGUGUGUCCAUGAAUGUUUGGACGAACAGCGUAGCUGUUCCUCAGCCAAGAAAUGCCAGAUAUGCUCCCGCGUUUUCCUCCACCUUAGGAAGCCACCCGUCUGAUGCUUCUCCCUUCCCCUCUUCUUCUUCCUCCUCAUUUGUUCCGCGGAGUGGCUCCAGAGCCUCCUCGCCUUCUGGACUUUGUUCUUCUGCCUCCCAGAGCCUCCGGAGGUCUUUCUCGUCCAGCUUGGCGGACAGGCCUUCCAGUCCAGCCCUGAGCGGCGCUGGGCAGCGGCGCUCCUGGGCGGACGGCAGCCGGAGGCCCUCCGGCCUGAACGGCGGCAGCCGCGGGUCCCUGGAGCAGCAGGAGUCCUGUCCGGUGAGUCCCUGGAGUGGCCGCUCGUCGUACAGCAGCUCCCCGUCCUGCCUCAGCCCUCGAGCCGGGCAGCAGUCCCCGCUCGCCACCCCGGGGAUGGGUGCUGCGGGCGGGCAGCACUUCACCAGCGUGACCUGGCCCGACGUGAGAGAGCUCUCCAGCCAAUACAGCAGAACCGAGAGCCCGGAGGCGUCCGCCGUCAUCACCUCGCCUCCUGCCCCCGCCACCUUCCUCCCCACCCCGGCAGAGUGGGCGGAGCCGGAGCCGGAGGAGGGUAGCUGCCGCAGCCAGCUGAUCUGCGCCUACGUCACCCGACCGCCCCGCGAGCCGACGCCCUCCUCGUCCUCCUCCCGCCUGGUGCUCUCCUCCCCUCCACCCUCCCCCUACCAGCACCACAACCACCAACCCCAUCCCUCACCCCCCACAGCUCCGCCGACGUCCACACCCUUUCCCCUCCCGGCCCCCAGCAAACCGGGCAACCAGAAGGCGAGCUACGCCACCACCGUCAACCUGCAGAUCGCCGGGAGCGGGCGGAUCACCUCCUUCAGCACCGCCCAAGUGAGCCUCACCCAAACCCUGCAGGGCGGGGGAGGGGGCGGCGCCGGGGGGCCGGCGCCGGGGCAGAUGGCGAGGAGAGUGAGCAUCAAUGGACUUUCACACCUUCCUCCUCAGAACUGCAACCGGCUGUGAAAGGAAGAGCGGACUCACCCGACCAGCUGCCUGAAUCGGGUCCCCGAUAAGAACCCGGCUGCCAACCGAGCGUCCGGGCCGGGAAGCUGCUCCUUUCAGGACGGAUGACGAGAACUCCACCAACAUGACCCCCACAUUCCCCCGGCACGGUGGGAACGUUUGGAAUGUCAGCGGACUUUGAUCACAAAAAGGAAAAUCUGGAAAUGAUGAAAGUCUCCGGCUGAACCUGAUAAACACUUCCUCCUUCAGCCUGAAUUACGACUUAUUUUUUUUUCACUUCCGAGAAAGUCUGCCGUCCUUCCUGGGAAAAGACUCGGUGAUGUUGCAUCAGAUGAGGACGGUCCGGUUUCCCGUCACAGCCUGUUUCCCAUAUUGAAUGUUUGAGGUUUCUGUGGUCGAUAAUAAUCUCUUCCGCCACUUUUUCCUCUUGUCUAUUUAUGAUGUUAUUACGUUCUCUCUGGCACUUCCUGUCCUGUCGGUCACGUUGAUGUCGUUGCACAAUGUCCUCAGCUCGUGUGUGUGUGUGUGUGUGUGCGUGUGUGCGUGUGUGUGUGUUUCUCUGCCAUGUUGGGUCCACUGAGAUUUCAUUUGAGUUGGGAACUUUUCGGUUUGUGUCUGAAGGUGGCGCCGGACGUGGAGGCGUCACGCCACAGAGCGGUGACGUUUGCACACCGGCCCAUUUCCACGGUGACGAUUUCCAGUCAACAUCCAGAACUUCCAUUACAUUUCUCCGUUUGCACAACACGCUGACUACAUGAUUUUCAGCGUUUCUGCUGUUUCCAUGUAAACAGACGGAACUGAAAACUGUUCCAAAACAAAACAGGAGGACUUUUCUCUUCAGAAAGAGUGUAAAAAAAAUCUUAGCAUUAUUUAGUGUGUGUGUGUGUGUGUGUGUGUGUGUGUGUGUGUGUGUGUGUGUGUGUGUGUGUGUGUGUGUGUGUGUGUGUGUGUGUGUGUGUGUGUGUGUGUGUACGUGUGCAAUUUUACAUAAUAGAUCUGCAAGAAACUAAUGUACAUAAAUGUAUUGAUCCCAUAAGGAAUUUUUAUGUUUUAGCUUGAUUGUAAUGACGUGUCUGUUGAGGUGGCAUUUAACUUCAGACCAAAGGUGUGUGUGUGUGUGUGUGUGUGUGUGUGUGUGUUCUCGUAUUUCUAUCCUUGUUGGGGCCAAAUGUCCCCACAAGGAUAGCAAAACGUGGAACGACGUGCCUUGUGGG
This is a messenger RNA of Salarias fasciatus (jewelled blenny), 8437 nucleotides long. RefSeq names its product pleckstrin homology domain containing, family G (with RhoGef domain) member 2. Bases 252 to 7223 code for a protein of 2323 amino acids. The record is from RefSeq and is a predicted model, not a curated record. The transcript has 22 exons. Gene Ontology annotation, biological process: intracellular signal transduction; regulation of actin filament polymerization. Lineage: Eukaryota; Metazoa; Chordata; Actinopteri; Blenniiformes; Blenniidae. Gene Ontology annotation, molecular function: guanyl-nucleotide exchange factor activity; small GTPase binding.